CAGGGCAACACUAAAAUCCGUCAUGGCCGAAUGAAAUGUUGACGAACUGUCAGUUUUGUGAAAUUCUUUUAUUUUCGCCAUGACCAGUAAUUUGUGAGUUGUAAUUUUGUAAUGGCCAGUGUCCAAUAGUUUUCUCAUGGUUAAUUGCUCGUUAUCAUCAUGAACGGGUUAAGUUUCAAUGAACUCUGUUGCCUAUUUUGUUGUCCGCCAUGCCCGGGGAAAAUUGCGGCUAAGUUAGCGUUCCUGCCUCCUGAACCCACGUAUGCAUUCACACCCGACGAAACUGGAUCCAAGUUCUCGCUUACCCUCACCGAAAGAGCAGAAUGGCAGUAUUCGGAAAGAGAAAAAGAGAACAUAGAAGGUUUCUACUCCAGAACUACCAGAGGCAACAGAAUCGCUUGUCUCUUUGUUCGCUGCAGCCCCAACGCCCGUUUCACGAUUUUAUUUUCGCAUGGAAACGCCGUAGAUCUCGGACAAAUGAGUAGUUUUUAUUUAGGCUUAGGCACUAGAAUAAACUGUAAUAUAUUCAGCUAUGAUUAUUCUGGUUAUGGUGUUAGUGGUGGAAAGCCAUCGGAAAAAAACUUGUAUGCAGAUAUAGAUGCUGCAUGGCAAGCGUUGCGCACUCGUUAUGGCAUCAGCCCAGAAAAUAUAAUACUCUAUGGACAGAGCAUUGGAACAGUUCCCACUGUUGACCUAGCUGCACGGUAUGAAGUGGGAGCAGUGGUCUUGCAUUCUCCCUUAAUGUCUGGAAUGAGAGUUGCCUUUCCAAAUACAAAGAGGACAUGGUUCUUUGAUGCCUUUCCAAGUAUCGACAAAAUUCCCAAAGUGACCUCUCCAGUCCUUGUUAUUCACGGCACUGAGGACGAGGUUAUAGACUUUUCCCACGGAUUAGCUAUUUAUGAGCGUUGCCCUCGUGCUGUCGAGCCUUUGUGGGUAGAGGGCGCUGGACACAAUGAUGUCGAGCUCUUCAACCAAUAUUUAGAAAGACUGAAACGAUUUGUUUCAGUAGAAUUGCUCAACUGACAAAGACUGCCGGCCACUGGCCAGACUACUCAAGGUGCCAGUGUAUAGACUUGUUCUGCUAAGAUUUAAUGGACACUGCAGCCAAAUAAUGUAUCUGUCGUACCUGUGUAUGUUACGUAUUUAUCCUAUAAAGUGCUAAAAUGUUAUUCCAUAAAAUGAUAAUGUGAUGUGUACAUAAAAUUAUAUUUGUGUUAUUGCUGGAAAUGAGAAAUUAAAAAAUAAUUGGACUUCA
Plodia interpunctella (Indianmeal moth) is the source of this 1255-nucleotide messenger RNA. RefSeq lists its product as uncharacterized. Gene Ontology annotation, molecular function: palmitoyl-(protein) hydrolase activity. The record is from RefSeq and is a predicted model, not a curated record. Gene Ontology annotation, cellular component: plasma membrane; endosome membrane. The coding region runs from base 160 to 1023 and encodes 287 amino acids. Gene Ontology annotation, biological process: protein depalmitoylation. Lineage: Eukaryota; Metazoa; Arthropoda; Insecta; Lepidoptera; Pyralidae. The transcript has 4 exons.